AUGGAUUCUUUUAAAUAUUACUUUUCCCUUUGCUUACUUAUUUUUCUUGUCUGGACUUCUGACGUGGACGGUUUUGCGCCACUCGGACGUUACAGUCAAAGUAGUGCUCUUGUAGGGAACAAGCUUUACUUUUUUGGUAGUGCCCUUGCUGUACAAUUUAGAGACAAUGUUUUCCUCGAUGUAACCCUUUCGACGCUAAAUACUUCAAAUCCUUCAUGGUCCUUAUCAAAUGCUUCUGUCCCGACUAAUUCUGCUUUUGCAAGUGCAUGUGUUGGCGGUCCUAAUAAAAAUACGAUAUUUCUUUUGGAACAUCAAGAUACAAAUAAUGCUGGUACUAAUAACACUGUAGUAUAUUCCUUUGAUACUGUGAGCAGUACAUGGACCACUCUCCCCGUGAGCGGGACGCUCCCUGUAAGAAUCAGUGGUCUUGGUAUUCCUUUUAAUGACAUUUUUAUACUUGAUACAUUAAGCUCGGUUUGGACAAAAGGCUCUUCUAUUGGUGCUCCAACGGCACGUUAUGUCUUUUCUGCCACACUUUUAAAUAAUGGUCUUAUACUUUAUAUAGGAGGUGGUGAUAGUAUUAAUAUGGCCGAAAUUCCGACUUUUAAUACAAAUAGUGGGACAUGGAGCUUAACGGUUGCUGUUGGUGAUACAAUAAACCCUAGAAGUGGUCACACUGCUGUAUUAUCCCCAGAUGGACAUGUUAUAAUUUACGGUGGUGCUAAAAAUAACAGUGCUUUAGAUCAAAGCCAACAGUUGGCUUCAUUAGAUACAAAUGUUAAUCCGUAUUCGUGGUCUAAAAAAUCAUCGAAUGGUGUAUCUGGAGUAAAUAACAAUCUUUAUAACCUGAAUAAUGUGAAUGCACAAUUAUACCUUCUUGAUACUCGAAAUUAUAUGUGGGUCACGGAUACAUUGCAACACCCUAAUUCAACUAAUCCUCAAAAUCCUUCAGUUACUCAAAUUCAAACUGUCAUUGCUUCAAAUUCAUUAAAUACGGGUGUAAUUGUGGCAAUUCCUAUAGUUUCAAUUACCAUUCUUGCAAUAAUAGGCUUAACAGGAUAUUGGUUUUAUAAAAAAAAUAAGCAAAAUGAUGUCAUUCGUAUAGCAGGCUCUAAAUACGGUUACUAA
Cetraspora pellucida is the source of this 1128-nucleotide messenger RNA. The record is from the annotation of a GenBank genome assembly. Lineage: Eukaryota; Fungi; Glomeromycota; Glomeromycetes; Diversisporales; Gigasporaceae.